Budorcas taxicolor (takin) is the source of this 2766-nucleotide messenger RNA. RefSeq names its product RALBP1 associated Eps domain containing 1 (gene REPS1). Gene Ontology annotation, molecular function: calcium ion binding; protein binding. The coding region runs from base 188 to 2575 and encodes 795 amino acids. NCBI's taxonomy places the organism in Eukaryota, Metazoa, Chordata, Mammalia, Artiodactyla, Bovidae. The transcript has 20 exons. Gene Ontology annotation, cellular component: plasma membrane; cytoplasm. Gene Ontology annotation, biological process: endosomal transport; endocytosis. The record is from RefSeq and is a predicted model, not a curated record.
CGACCUCCGGGCCCUGUAGCUCCGACGCCCCCCGCGCGCGUGAGGCCGGGUCUCCCCGCCGCUUCGGGGGGGUGGUGGCGAGGAGGAGAAGGAGGCCGAGCGGCGCGCAGUCCCCGCCGUCCCGGGGUCGCGGGGCCGGGCCCCCGGUGUUGCAUGCGGGGCGGGCUGGCCGUGAACGGAGGCGAAGAUGGAAGGUUUAACGCUGAGCGAUGCGGAGCAGAAAUACUACUCGGAUCUCUUCUCCUACUGCGACAUCGAGAGCACCAAGAAGGUGUCGGCCAACGGGCGAGUGCUGGAGCUGUUUCGGGCCGCGCAGCUGCCCAACGACGUGGUCCUCCAGAUUAUGGAGCUUUGUGGUGCAACAAGACUUGGUUAUUUUGGAAGAAGUCAGUUCUAUAUUGCUUUGAAACUUGUAGCUGUUGCCCAGUCUGGCUUCCCUUUAAGAGUGGAAAGUAUAAAUACAGUAAAGGACCUUCCUCUGCCAAGAUUUGUUGCUUCAAAAAACGAACAGGAAUCUCGUCAUGCAGCCUCAUAUUCUUCAGAUUCUGAAAAUCAAGGGUCUUACUCUGGUGUAAUCCCCCCACCACCUGGCAGGGGACAAGUGAAAAAAGGGUCCACAAGCCAUGAUCCUGUCCAGCCUCGUGCAUCUGUAGAUCAGCAGGAACCUGUGUCCCCAGUAGUCUCGCCACAGCAGUCUCCACCAACUUCUCCACACACAUGGAGGAAGCACAACCGUCAUCCCAGUGGAGGAAGCAGCGAGAGGCCUCUUGCAGGACCUGGGCCGUUCUGGUCUCCCUUUGGUGAAGCACAAUCAGGUUCUUCUGCUGGUGAUGCAGUGUGGUCAGGACAUUCUCCACCUCCACCUCAAGAAAAUUGGGUCAGUUUUGCUGAUACUCCACCAACCAGUACUCUUUUAACCAUGCAUCCUGCUUCUGUCCAGGACCAGACAACAGUACGAACUGUAGCCUCAGCUACAACUGCCAAUGAAAUUCGUAGGCAAUCCAGUAGUUAUGACGAUCCUUGGAAAAUAACAGAUGAACAAAGACAGUAUUAUGUAAAUCAGUUUAAAACCAUUCAGCCUGAUCUAAACGGAUUUAUUCCAGGAUCUGCAGCUAAAGAGUUUUUUACAAAAUCAAAACUUCCUAUUCUUGAACUUUCUCAUAUUUGGGAACUCUCAGACUUUGAUAAAGAUGGAGCCUUGACACUGGAUGAGUUUUGUGCUGCUUUUCAUCUGGUAGUUGCUAGGAAGAAUGGCUAUGACUUACCGGAAAAACUCCCUGAAAGCUUAAUGCCCAAACUGAUUGAUUUGGAAGAUUCGGCAGAUGUUGGGGAUCAGCCAGGUGAGGUAGGUUAUUCAGGCUCUCCUGCAGAAGCUCCUCCAAGCAAGUCUCCAUCAAUGCCGUCACUAAACCAGACUUGGCCUGAGCUGAAUCAGAGCAGUGAGCAGUGGGAGACAUUUAGUGAACGCUCUUCAAGCUCACAAACUCUGACCCAAUUUGAUUCUAACAUUGCACCAGCUGAUCCUGAUACUGCUAUUGUUCAUCCGGUUCCCAUUCGGAUGACUCCAAGCAAAAUCCACAUGCAGGAAAUGGAACUUAAAAGAACUGGCAGUGAUCAUACUAAUCCCACUAGCCCAUUGCUUGUGAAAACAUCUGACCUUUCAGAAGAAAAUAAGAUAAAUUCAUCAGUGAAAUUUGCUUCUGGAAAUACUGUAGCAGAUGGGUACAGUAGUUCAGACUCUUUUACUUCGGAUCCAGAACAGAUUGGAAACAACGUAACUCGUCAAAGGUCUCAUUCAGGAACAUCACCUGAAAACACUGCACCACCACCUCCACCUCCAAGGCCUCAGCCCUCUCAUUCUAGAUCAUCAUCUUUAGAUAUGAAUCGGACCUUUUCCGUCACAACAGGACAGCAACAGGCUGGAGUUGUUGCCCAACCUCCUGCAGUGCCUCCAAGACCACAGCCCUCACAGGCUCCUGGUCCCGUUGUGCAUCGCCCAGUGGAUGCCGAUGGCCUAAUAACUCACACUAGUACCUCACCUCAGCAGAUACCAGAGCAACCAAAUUUUGCAGAUUUCAGCCAAUUUGAAGUAUUUGCUGCAUCAAAUGUAAAUGAAGAACAAGAUGAUGAAGCCGAGAAACAUCCAGAGGUCUUGCCGGUUGAAAAAGCUUCUGAUCCCGCAAGUUCUCGAGUUGCCAAAACAGAUAGUAAAAUUGAAGAAAAGACAGCUGCUAGUGCUCCCGCCAAUGUGAGCAAAGGCACAACACCUCUUGCUCCACCACCUAAACCUGUUCGAAGGAGAUUAAAAUCAGAAGAUGAAUUAAGGCCAGAAGUUGAUGAACAUACACAGAAGACAGGUGUCCUAGCUGCCGUUCUUGCAUCACAACCUUCUAUUCCUCGGUCUAUUGGGAAAGAUAAGAAAGCUAUUCAGGCAUCAAUUAGACGCAAUAAGGAAACCAACACAGUUUUGGCCAGAUUGAAUAGUGAAUUGCAGCAACAGUUAAAGGAUGUUCUUGAGGAGAGAAUUUCCCUGGAAGUUCAACUGGAACAGCUUCGACCAUUCUCUCACCUAUAAGCCAAUUGCCGUUAACUGUGAACAUACCCAUUUUUAAGCGGUUUUGGGUUCAACGCCAGUUUGGAGACCCAGACAUUCAGCUCACUGCUUAAUUCAACAUUAAAUUUUAUGAUUCUGUUUUGCCCUAUAUGUUCACCAUUGUAUUUAAGUAUCUUUUAUUUUUUAAUUUCAACAAUAAAAGGGUCAGGAUG